GGAGCCUAAAACUAUUGAGGCAUUGUCACUGCUCGCUUUGUUACUCUCCGCGGAACGUCCGCCGCAGCCAUCUUGGCACAAUUACAUAUCCGUUGCCCGCCGUGGUCUGCACUGUCUCGCCCGCGCCCUCCGUAGCGAUGGCCCCCGUCCGCGCCCUCGCCCUGUGCGCCUUGGCCUCUGCCGGCGCUGCCCUGCAGGUCCAGGACAGCAUACAGCACAACCUGACCAUCUGCAACGCCUACGCGGAGAGCAAGCCCCUCAGCGUCUACACCGUCAACAACAAGGCAAAGCUCACCGAGGAGCCCCUGAAGUACAAGGCGUGCAAGGAGAUCGUCCUCGAGCUGGCGGACAGCGAGAGUCGGCGGGUUUCAAGCUUGGGGGCCUCAGCGUGGGCACGUUCCACGUCGGAAACCUGCCAUUUGCCCCCACGAACUUGCUGCUGGUUCCGUACCGCAAGGGCAAUGGCACCAUGGCGGCGACUUUCUACUCCCACUCGUUCGCAGUGGUGCACGAUCACUCGGAGAUCGCGGUCGUCGACGCGUACGACGGCAGCGACCGGCACGCGCUCAGGAUCGGGCAGGCCGGCAAGAGGCAGACGGAGGCGGCGGAUCUGAAGGCCAACACGGUCGUGUCCCUCACCCCGGGGGCCUACAGGGUCAGCAUGGGCGACGGCAGCAAGAGUGCCCAGACCGUCGCGCUCGCAGCCGCCGAGGGCAGCAACCACGUCGUCAUGCGCGUGGGCGGCGACGACGGCCUCCCCGCCGAGCUGGUGGCCUUCACGACCGGCCAGACCACGGAGCGCAGCGGGGCCCCCCGGGCCAGCGGGGCCCUCCUCGUGGCCGCUGCCGCGGCGUGCGCCGCCCUCUUCGCGUGAGGCAGCGGGCCAUGCUGCGCAGCGGUGGCGCCACGGCGCUGCGUGGCAUGCGCGGAGCAGCGGAGAUUUGUUUCGCUCGUGAGGGAGCUCCUGCGUGUCGGGGGCGGUCGAGAGGCCACUUCCUGGCCCCCCCGCUGCGGCGCGCCCGGCCGUGGCUGGUCCUCUCCUCGGUGUUAGUUGUGCCACCGGGAGCGGGCCUGCGGUACAG
Prorocentrum cordatum is the source of this 1082-nucleotide messenger RNA. The record is from the annotation of a GenBank genome assembly. Lineage: Eukaryota; Dinophyceae; Prorocentrales; Prorocentraceae.